Durotheca rogersii is the source of this 805-nucleotide messenger RNA. RefSeq names its product defender against death DAD protein. Bases 169 to 624 code for a protein of 151 amino acids. The record is from RefSeq and is a predicted model, not a curated record. Gene Ontology annotation, biological process: protein N-linked glycosylation. Gene Ontology annotation, cellular component: membrane; oligosaccharyltransferase complex. Lineage: Eukaryota; Fungi; Ascomycota; Sordariomycetes; Xylariales; Xylariaceae. The transcript has 4 exons.
GCUUUCGUGUCCCUUUUUGCAUACGCAAUUCAGAGGGGAGAGAGAGAGAGAGCUCCCCAAACCUGCAACAACCCACCAGUCAUUCUCGCGACGACUCCAGACCCAACCACCAGCAGCCCUCAUCUUCUCCAAUUCGCUGGCUGUGGCGCCAGACUAUAUAUUGUGACGAUGCCGCCCAAGAAGCCUGCUUCUGCCGCCGCCACUGCUUCUGCUUCUGCAGCUAGCACGACUGCUUCAACACCUACGUCUGCAGCAGCUCCUACUGCACCUCCUACCACCGGCAGUUCAGGGAAGGAGAAGUGGCUCUACACCGACCUUUACAACACUUACAGAGACAAUACACCGCAGCGCACAAAGCUCGUUGACUUAUUCAUGAUCUUCCUCGUUAUUGUGGGCGCCUUGCAGUUUGUGUACUGCUUUGUCGGAGGCAAUUAUCCGUUCAAUGCUUUCCUCUCAGGCUUCUCAGCUACCGUCGGCCAAUUCGUCCUCACUGCAUCCCUGCGCGUCCAGACUGCCGAAUCGAAUAAGGACCAAUUCCCAUCUGUGUCACCAGAGAGAGCUUUUGCCGAUUAUGUCGUCGGCAGCUUGAUCCUGCACUUCUUCUGCGUCAACUUCAUAAACUAGGCGAGCAAGGGGUAUGUGGAGGGAUCGAGAUUUCCUAGGAGGAGAGGCAAAAGGCGCCCAGUCUGUGUAUUUAGGAAGAAAAAAGGAAUUCACGGCAAAAUAGAGCCGGUACAAGGUAGCAAAAAGGCGUUCUCAGCCCCGGUGGUAUAUUGACGUAAAAUCUAUGCCCUCUCCAAUGUGA